This is a messenger RNA of Aspergillus calidoustus, 2375 nucleotides long. The record is from the annotation of a GenBank genome assembly. Lineage: Eukaryota; Fungi; Ascomycota; Eurotiomycetes; Eurotiales; Aspergillaceae.
CCAUAAUCCACUGCCUGCGCCAUUUCAAGUUUCCGAUGCCUGCACCUGAAGCCGUAAAGCGCCAUCUUUCUUGGCCUAAGCAACCAAUCACACUACACUCUACUGCAUUGCGAAACGCCCCUAUUCCCGAACAAGUUAACUUUCCUGCCCAAUACUCCUGACUAGAGCUGACUAGACGGGCAAAACGGGGUUUGCGCGAUAUUUUUGCGGGCGUUCAUUCGGCUGGCCUUGGUGAUGCUGCGCCCUUUGGCUUGAUGACGAUGCAAGGUGACUGGAUGAUGAUGGUGGUAUAGGCACACCGCAUUUCACAAUGGAAGUGCAACUUGAGUUCUGGUUGAUUCUUUGUGUGCUGGCGUUGACUCUUGUACUUUUGUUUCGAAAAUCGCGCGGCGUGCUGUCGAACGCUGGUGGUGGUUGGAUGUCUCCAAGGUACCCCGCGACCGAGACAUAAAACCGACUCUUGAACCGCAAAGGUCGACGCCUCUUGUAGAUCUGGCUCAUUCAGAUCCCAGGUUCAGAAGUCUCGCGCGAACGGCUAUAUGCCGACCAAAAUGACAUCCUCUGGUAUAGGACGCGCAACUCCAGCACUCAUAGAGGAUGCAAGCAGGAUCAGCAGCGUCACCAGUUCACCAGGACUCAGCGAGUCCUUACACCCUCCUCCAUCCUGCUCUUGAUGUCUGAAGACCUCACCUUUGAAUGACCCCGAAUCGAAGACCAACGGGCAAGCCCCGCUCAGGGUACGGAGUACUCUCCGACCAACGAAACCAUGGUCUGCCCUGGAGACAACCCCGGACGAGCCGAGGUCCAAAUGCCGAGGGUGGCCUGGUGUUUUAAGCUGACCAUCGCCAUCAUAGCUCCAGAUCGCGAUCAAUAACAAUUAUCAAAGACAAAGUAAAUCAGUACGGAACAGCAUAACAAGAGCAAGAUGCAGGCAGUCGUCUUCAAGGGUCCGCUCAAGGUUGCGCUAGAGAAGCGUCCUAUUCCUGAGAUUGUCGACCCCACCGAUGUCAUCGUCAAGGUUCGGUAUACGGCGUUGUGCGGGAGUGAACUCCACGUCUUCCGCGGCCACCAACCGUCCGGCACCGAGUUCAUCAUGGGCCACGAAUUUACCGGCGAAGUCAGCAGCGUCGGCUCCUCCGUCACUAAAUUCAAACCCGGCGACCGCGUUGUUUCGCCGUUUACCGUCUCUUGCGGCUCCUGCUUCUACUGUAAGCACGGGACCUCUUCGCGAUGUGCCUCGUGCCAGCUUUAUGGUACAGUGAUCCUCGACGGCGCGCAGGCAGACUAUGUUCGCGUUCCACUGGCCGAUACGACGCUUGUCGCUGCACCGCCGGCGAUUGACGAGAAGAAGUUGGUGCUCAUGGCGGAUAUCCUACCUACUGGGUUCUUUGCUGCGAAAAAUGCGUUCAAAGGGGUGGAGGAGAGCGUUGUGAGGGAUAGCACGGUGAUUUUGUUUGGCUGUGGUCCGGUGGGAAUCUGUGCGCUUGUGUCCGCGCUGGAGUACAAGCCGAAGCAUCUCAUCGCGAUCGACAGUGUGCCCUCGCGCUUGGAAUUAGCAGGGAAGCUGGGCGCUGAGCCAUGGAAUUUCCAGACCGAUGCAGAGGGUCUGAAGAAGCGAGUGCUCGAGCUAACAGAGGGGAGAGGCGCAGAUGUGGCAAUCGAGGUCGUCGGCCAUAGUUCGGCGCUUCGCAUGGCAUUCGAGAUGCUCAGGCCGUGGGGCAAAAUCUCCAGUGUGGGCGUGCAUAAUGGGGAGAUUCCCUGGACCGGGAAUGAAGCGUAUGGUAAGAAUCUGCAGGUUCAGAUGGGACGGUGCCCCGUGCGUAGUAUUUUUGAGGAUGCGCUUGCGUUGUUGGAGAAGAAACAGGAUAUUCUUGACUUUAUGGUGACUGAUAUUCGUCCGCUGUCGGAGGCGCUGCAAGGAUAUGAUGAUUUCAACCAGAUGAAGUCGCAGAAAAUUAUAUUCGAGGGAGGAAAAUGAUCAGGGGCAGAUACCACCUCAGUAGGUAGCAAAAUUGAUACCUUUUCUUCGGCGGACAGCUCGUAUUGGCUGCGCAUUAAUAUCAGCAACUUAUUUAAGGUCGUUGGCGCCCGCACUGAGGACGGAUAACGGGUAACUAGCACGCGCUCUCACACCUCCUCAAGCAGGGCCGCUAAAGAUUGGUAAAUCAAACACCAUGCUAUCUCUUUUUGAUCUGCCAAACGAGAUAGUACUGACUAUCUUGGACUACAUCCCCUUGCAAACCCUGGGCAGGCUGACACUUACCUGUCGGACCCUCCAUGAUCGUCUUAACUCGCUCCUGUACUGGAAAGGCCAAGAGGGCGACACGACAGCCCUGGACUGGGCCGCGACAACAGGGAAUCAGAAGACAGUGCAG